Molecule: messenger RNA, 1788 nt
Organism: Clonostachys solani
Lineage: Eukaryota; Fungi; Ascomycota; Sordariomycetes; Hypocreales; Bionectriaceae
Source: the annotation of a GenBank genome assembly
AUGCUUGACUUGAUCCGGGAGGCGCCUCUCGGGCAAGCAAUCCGCCUCAUCUCACGGAACAAGGUCCUCCAGUAUCCGGAAGAAAAGCCUGGAUUCGAGAUCCCAUCCCAAUACAUCCACAGCCUCAAGCAAAGCGAAAAACCAUGCGAGAAGACAGCACUGGACGAUAGCGACAGUACUCCCGCUGGCGAUACUCAUCAACAUCCAGUAGAAAAUGCCCCCUUCGUCCACCGAGGUGAUGACGAGGAAAGUCUUCACCAAAUAGAAACUGUCCGAAGCCAUCGCACCGCGCCAUACAGCGACGAGAGAAUGCAAGCCGAGCGCGAUGUUCAACUCCAGAAGACCAAAUCGCUUCCGAUCGAGCCUCAAAAGACAGCAGAUGGCAUCGUUCUUGUUGAUUGGUACACCCCUGAUGAUCCAGCCAACCCUCAAAACUGGUCGAGCGCGAAAAAGUAUUUCGUCACGUUCGUCCUCUGUAUCUAUACCUGGGUAGUCUAUUGUGCUGGCCCUAUAUAUGCCACCGCAGUCGAAGGUAUACAAGAUGAGUUCCAUAUCAGUGCUGUUGCCUCCACACUCGGGUUGUCUCUGUAUGUUCUGGCAUACGGUAUAGGUGAUCUCCUUUUUGCUCCUCUAUCCGAGAUCCCUGUUAUUGGUCGCAAUCCUGUCUAUUACCUCACGUUCCUCGUGUUUUGGAUCCUCUCAUUCCCCGAGGCUGUCGUGAACAGUUUCGGCGGCCUCUUGGCAUUGCGCUUUUUCCUCGGCUUCUUUGGUAGCCCUGCCCUCGCGAAUGGGGGUGCGACCAUAGGCGAUAUGUUCCCCUUGAUCUAUAUUCCAUAUGGACUCUCCUGGUGGGUGUUUUCAGCGUGGGCCGGCCCUGCCUUUGGACCUAUAAUUGGAGGUUUCGCUGCACAGUACAAGGGGUGGAGAUGGCCAAUGUGGGAGAUUGUUUGGAUGGCUUCACCGGCUCUAGUUUUGCUACUGCUGUUCAUGCCAGAGACGUCCUCAGCCACGAUUCUCUUAAGACGGGCACGACGAUUGCGGAAGCUGACUGGAAACGAAAGACUUCAAUCCCAAAGCGAGAUCGAUCAGCGACACAUGAAGGCUUCCGAUAUUGUCUUCUCGGCACUCGUCAGACCUAUGGAGAUCAUGCUCAAGGAUCCAUCCAUCUUCUUCGUCAACCUAUACACGGGGUAUUUUUAUGGGGUCUUUUACACCUUCUUCGAGGUCUUUCCUCUUGUGUUCCCGGUAUCCUACGGAUUUAGCCUCGGACAGACUGGCCUUACUUUCUUGUCCUGCUUUAUCGGCGUUAUUAUUGGCAUCACGGCUUAUUUUGCGUACCUCAAGUACUAUAUGAUACCUGACAAUAUCAAAAAUGGGUUCCGUGAGCAAGAGCAUCGUCUUGUGCCAGCCAUUGUUGGGUCUAUUCUGCUACCCAUCGGCCUGUUCAUCUUCGCGUGGACGUCCAGAUCCAGCAUCCAUUGGGUAGUGCCGUUGAUUGGCGUCGUCAUAUUCGUUAUUGGGCAUUUCUGGGUCAUGCAGUCUCUGUUCAUCUACAUUCCAUUCUCUUACCCCAAAUACACCGCCUCUCUUUUCGCAGGAAACAGUAUUUGGAGAUCAGGGGUUGCUGGCGGCGCCGUUGUCUUCGCCAGGCCCCUCUUUAUCAAUCUCGGCGUGGAUAGGGGCGUGACUGUCCUUGCAGGUCUGAGCGUCGCUGGUAUUUUCGGGACAGUCGCCAUUUACGCCUUUGGGAAGAAACUACGCGCCAGGUCUAAGUUUGCCGAGAGCUGA